Messenger RNA from Entamoeba invadens IP1, 1869 nucleotides. RefSeq lists its product as hypothetical. The coding region runs from base 1 to 1869 and encodes 622 amino acids. Gene Ontology annotation, molecular function: sequence-specific DNA binding; DNA-binding transcription factor activity. Gene Ontology annotation, cellular component: nucleus; endoplasmic reticulum membrane. Gene Ontology annotation, biological process: protein autoprocessing; positive regulation of DNA-templated transcription. The transcript is spliced from 2 exons. The record is from RefSeq and is a predicted model, not a curated record. Lineage: Eukaryota; Evosea; Mastigamoebida; Endamoebidae.
AUGAUGAACCAAUUCACAGGUAUAAUGAAUAUACCAGUGAAAGAAGUCCCAAGGACCCAAACACAACGAAAGAAGAACUGGAAGUGUGGAUUUCAAGGAUGUAACAAGUUGCCAAUGACGAGGUAUAACGCAUACGCACACAUUUGGGAUUCACACGUCAAACCGCAACUGACAGACCCGUCGAAAAACGUCGAGAACAUUUGUUUGACAUCGUUCAAAAAUUUGGAAGAAAGAGACAAAGUCAAAGUGAAGAAAAUGUGUGACAAAUUCAUGAUUAAGUUGGUCGAUAAAACACAAGGGAGACAGACAUAUCCUUUUGCUUUUACAGAGGCAAUGGCGCCAAUUAUAGGGAACGCGCUGAAUAAAAUGCAGAAGGACGAGAACAAGAAAGAAUGUGUGUUAAAACCUGAAUUAUUAACAGUCGAGAAUUAUGAUGUAAAUGCUUCGAGUAAUGAGACGACAACAUCGCCACAUUUUUCGAGUUUGCAGCGUCUUCUAGAAGAGAAAGACGUUGCUGAAUCAGGUGAGAUUAAGAUGGAGUCCGAUGAUGUGAAACCAGACCAAGAAUAUGAUGUCAAUGAUUUACUCAAGAUCAAACGAAUUGGGAAUAAGCUGCAACAACUCCACAUGUUUGGAGAGGUGUUUGCAGAUGAAGGGUUUUUGGUGAGGUCCGAUGAAAAGAGCAAAACUCAUUUUCAGUCGAUUGGAAAUGCAUUAUACGGACUCUCACAAUUGUGUGGAAGGCAAUUUAAGUACUUGACAGACCCACAAAAAGCGGGACCAAGGUACGGAUUCCUGGCUCAAGAGGUGCAACAAGUCUACCCAGACUUAGUGAGUGAAGAUGAGGAGGGAGGACUGAGUGUGGAUAUGAUUGGAGUCAUUCCUAUAAUGGUUGAAGCACUUAAAGAAAUAGAGAAAGAGAGUGACUCACUUGCUUUAAAGACACACAACGAGUUUAAAACACUGAGUUCGACUGCAAAGAACGCAUUGAGGCAAUUGAAUUAUGUUGAAGAUGAGUUCCAUAGACAGAAGUCGACAUAUGACAUUCUGCUUAACAAGAAGAGGGAGUACAGCAGAAAUGACCCCAAACAUUGCUUUGGACCGACUUUGUUUUUGGUGUUCAGUGCCAUAGCAUUUUCUGUAUCUGCACUUAUUGUCCCGUUGAUUAAACCACUGUAUUUGAUAGAGAGUGUAUUGAUUGUGAUUGCGUGUGUCCAGUGGUCCUUUGUGAUAGUAAACAAAGACGAAGUGAAAGAUCUGAUAGUCAAACCCGACUCUUUAUUAACCGUAUUUAAAAACAACGUGUUUUGGAGUUCACUUCAGGUGGUGUCAUGGUCCAUUGUUAUCACUGCUAUCUUUUGUUCAUUUACGAUCUCAUUCAUAGUUGGUGUGAUGGGGAUUUUAAUCUGUGCGUUGUAUGCACUGAUAUUUAUUAGUCUCAUCACACUAACUGCUAUCAUACACUUCAAUUGCUCAAAACAAUUUAGAAGUGUCAUUGCGCUGACCAUUAUGGCGUCUUUCCAUGUCAUUGGGGCAAUUGCACUCAUUUCUCUCAUUUCGAUGCAACCUUACCACGUAUUCGAAAUGACUUCUUUUAAUACAAUCACAUCAGUCCAAACAGGCGUUGGAAGUUCAAUUGUACCAGUCAGCUUCCCUAGCUUGCCAUGGAAUUGUUAUGAUCCAACCUUUUUAUUUAGUGCUCCUCUCCCUUCUAACUUGGAAAUCUCUUUAACAACGAAACGAAUUGGGUUAACAGUACCUUGUCUCAUUGGCGUCGUCUUGAACAGAACAGACUAUGUCGGAAACGUUAUUCUACAAUGUGGAUUCACAAAAAUGGAUUAUACAACUCUUAUCAUUGUGUCAGUCUAA